Messenger RNA from Solanum stenotomum, 1702 nucleotides. Its product is annotated as hydroxymethylglutaryl-CoA synthase-like. The transcript has 12 exons. The record is from RefSeq and is a predicted model, not a curated record. Gene Ontology annotation, biological process: acetyl-CoA metabolic process. Gene Ontology annotation, molecular function: hydroxymethylglutaryl-CoA synthase activity. The coding region runs from base 309 to 1697 and encodes 462 amino acids. NCBI's taxonomy places the organism in Eukaryota, Viridiplantae, Streptophyta, Magnoliopsida, Solanales, Solanaceae.
UAGCAGUCUCCAAGACUCCACUCUCCGGUUAGUAUAAAUAUGUGAAAGCCUUACAAGCACAAAUCAUCACUCGCCUUUCUCUCUCUUCUGCAAAACGAAAAAGUGUGUGUUCGCCGGCGCUCAAUUCGAGGAGAUUUAGAGUGAGAGAAAACGGUGUGUUCACCGGCGGUUAUUCCGAUCUGCUCAGUUUAACAUCGACUCGGAGAAGAAAGAGUACGUGUGUGUGUGUGUUCGCCGGCGGUUAUUUCGAUUUGUUCAGUUUAAUACUGUUUGAUAAUAGUCGAAGAGAAGAAAUCGGAAAUCAGAAAAUGGCAGCUCAACCGAAGAAUGUCGGAAUUCUCGCCGUCGAGAUUUACUUUCCUCCUACUUGCCUACAGCAGGAAGCAUUGGAGGCUCAUGAUGGAGCAAGCAAAGGGAAAUACACAAUUGGUCUUGGACAAGAUUGUAUGGGCUUUUGCACCGAGGUGGAAGAUGUUAUAUCAAUGAGUUUGACAGCAGUUACUUCCCUUUUGGAGAAGUAUGCUAUUGAUCCAAAGCAAAUUGGUCGUCUAGAGGUUGGAAGUGAAACCGUAAUUGAUAAGAGCAAAUCCAUCAAGACAUUCCUGAUGCAAAUAUUUGAGACAUGUGGAAAUACUGACAUUGAAGGAGUCGACUCAACUAAUGCAUGCUAUGGGGGAACUGCCGCAUUGUUCAACUGUGUGAAUUGGGUCGAGAGCUCUUCAUGGGAUGGUCGCUAUGGACUCGUUGUAUGCACUGAUAGUGCGGUCUAUGCUGAGGGAGCUGCUCGGCCUACUGGAGGUGCUGCAGCAAUUGCUAUGCUAGUCGGGCCAGAUGCUCCUAUUGUGUUCGAAAGCAAGAUUAGGGCUAGCCAUAUGGCCCAUGUCUAUGAUUUUUACAAGCCCAUCCUCGACAGUGAAUAUCCAGUGGUUGAUGGCAAGCUUUCACAAACUUGUUAUCUUAUGGCACUUGAUUCUUGCUACAAGAGCUUAUGCAACAAAUACGAAAAAUUGGAGGGCAAGCAGUUUUCGAUUGAUGAUGCAGCCUAUUUUGUUUUCCAUUCACCAUACAACAAGCUUGUACAGAAGAGCACUGCUCGGUUGAUGUUCAAUGACUUUACAAGGAACGCUAGUUCCAUUGAUGAGUCUACUAAAGAAAAGCUGGCACCAUUUUCAUCCCUAACUGGUGAUGAGAGUUAUCAAAGCCGUGAUCUUGAGAAGACAUCCUGGCAAGUGGCAAAACCAUUUUAUGACGAGAAGGUAAAACCGACCACAUUAGUACCAAAACAAGUUGGCAACAUGUACACCGCGUCUCUCUAUGCUGCUUUUGCAUCCCUCCUUCACAACAAGCACAGCUCAUUGGCUGGACAGCGGGUAGUCUUGUUCUCUUACGGGAGUGGGUUGACUGCAACAAUGUUCUCAUUAAAGCUUCACGAAGGUCAACAUCCUUUUAACUUGUCCAACAUUGCAGCUGUGAUGAACGUUGAAGAGAAAUUGAAGUCGAGGCAUGAGUUCACUCCUGAAAAUUUCAUCGAAACAAUGAAAAUAAUGGAGCACAGGUAUGGGGGUAAAGACUUUGUGACGAGCAAGGAUUGCAGCCUUCUAGCUCCAGGCACUUACUACCUCACAGAAGUUGAUUCGAAGUACAGAAGAUUCUAUGCCAAGAAAUGUACUGAGAAUGGACUUGCCAAUGGUCAUUGAAGAAA